Myripristis murdjan (pinecone soldierfish) is the source of this 4963-nucleotide messenger RNA. It is a transcript of the gene nes, whose product is annotated as nestin. The record is from RefSeq and is a predicted model, not a curated record. Gene Ontology annotation, biological process: positive regulation of intermediate filament depolymerization. NCBI's taxonomy places the organism in Eukaryota, Metazoa, Chordata, Actinopteri, Holocentriformes, Holocentridae. The coding region runs from base 155 to 4243 and encodes 1362 amino acids. Gene Ontology annotation, cellular component: intermediate filament. Gene Ontology annotation, molecular function: intermediate filament binding; CCR5 chemokine receptor binding. The transcript has 4 exons.
CAUACACACACAUGCACUCACUCCCACACACACACAUACAUACACACACAGUGAGUCAGCCGUGGAGAGAGAGUUACAGUUGGCUCCUAAAUCCUAAUCAGCCCUCUUCUGAGUGAGGUGCCACUUUGCCAAAUCUUCCUGUCUUUUUCCUGACAUGGAGCUCCACAGCCUGCGUAAACCUUUCCACCACAUCCACAUGGGCGAAGAGAGGCACCAGAUGCUGAACCUGAACCAACGCCUUGAGAGCUACCUGGGCCGGGUCAAACUCCUGGAGGAGGAGAACGUGCAGCUCCACAGGGAGAUCCAGGCUCUGAGACACAGCAACCAGGGAACCCCAUCGCUCAGGAAGGCCUUGGAGAAAGAGCUGCGGCAGGUCAGGAUGGAGGUGGACACAGUCUGGAGGGAGAGGGACCAGACGGAGAUGGAGGUUGGGAUCCUGGCUGAGGAGCUCCAAGCUCUGGGCCUGCAGAGGCAGAGGGAGGUGGAGGCCACGAUGGAGGCGAAGACCAAGCUGAACGAGAGCAGGAAGGAGAUGGAGGAGGAGCGAAGGGCACAGAUCUGGCUGAGGGAGAAGGUCAACCAGCUGGAGAAGGAGAUCCAGCUCCAGACUGAGACCCAUCAGCAGAAUGUGGCCCACAUGGAGGCCACGCUGGCCCACUCCAGACCCACAGUGCCGCCCACAUCAGCCCGGAUGAGCAACCAGAUGCCGAACCUCGUCCAGCUGGGGCAGGAGUACACCCAGAGGGCCAGCAGGGCUUGGCAGGAGGCAACAGAGGCCUACCAGGGCCAGGUGGUACGGCUGGAGGAGUCGCUGAACCAGACCAGCAGCCACUUGAACCAGCUGGCCCAGGAGAAGAGCGAGAGCCAGCUGAAGCUCCAAUCCCUGCAGAAAGAGAUCAGUUCGGCCCAGAAAGUCAGAGUGCAUCUGGAGAAGACCGCGGCCCAGCAGAGAGACAGACACAACCUGGAGAUCCAGCAGCUGCAGGAGCUCUUGCAGGGCCUGGAGGUGCAGAGGGACGAGCUGGGCCAGCAGAUUGACCGGCUCGUCCUGGACAACCGGAGCCUGGUGCAGCUGAAGAUGUCUCUGGGCCUGGAGGUUGCCACAUACAGGGCUUUACUGGACAACGAAAGCUUCAGGGGAGACAUAUCCUCAGUGAAUCAGCCAAGAAAAAUCUACAUCACAGAUGCAUUUUCAAGUCCUCGAGGGGUUAAGGAGAAUUACCAGACCCAGCUGUCUAUUAGCCGCAAGACUGCUCCCCUGUCAUCCGUCCUCAGUGUGAAAGGCAGAUCCAAACCAGCAGUAAUAACUACACCAUCAAUCUGGACAAGACAACCUGCAACCCUCAGUGAAACUCCACUGAAUCCUUGGAAAACUGUUCAGAAUCAAACUGAUGAGGACACAGCAAAAACUACAAAGUCAGCAACUGAGUCAACACCUUACCCAAAAGUGCUGCAGAACGGAGCAGUUGAACAUUUCAGACCACAGGAGGUUCAUGAGGAAGUCACGUAUGCCGAGCCUCUCUCUCCUCCCAAUGAGCUAGAGUCUCCUGCUGAACCUCUGGUUGCAUCGAGCCAUAAGGAAACAACUGCAGUGGAUAAGGAAGGUAAGGAGGAUUGGGGCAUUCUAGAUGCUAGACCUCCUGAGGAACCGCUAGUUGUGGAGUCAGCUCUCAGUUAUCAGGUUGAGUCUGUACUCAGCAGCAAACCACCUUUCAACAAUGAAGUUAGGCGGAAUCAGCAUACCACAGGGAACCUGACACCAUACCAUGUCCUAAUGGCAGAGGAGUCCCUUGGUGUCUCAGAUGAAUCAGAUGAAAAUGUGCCUUCUGAAGUGCCUGCUGAAAAAGAAGACAUGCCUGAGCCACGUACUCCAGUCGAGGCAUGGGUGGAGAAGGAAUUUAUAACUAUGGGCAAAGAAGCCGAGCAUGUGCAAGAAGAGAGUUCAGAUUCUGAAACCGAGGCAGUGCUUGAACCAACGCCUGGGUCCACCACAGGCAGUCCAGUUUCUGAACAUGAGCCUGACGAAAGUAUGUUUAACCAAGAGUCAGAGGUACGCCAAGAGGAAAAUAUCCCAAAUGAUGAUGCAGGGCUGGUAAGCCAACAAACAGGGGGUUCCAUGGUGAGAGCAAUUGAGAGAGAGUUUGAGGAUAAGUUGUACCCUGAUGGGGAAGAUAUGGAUACGUGGGACAGUGUGAUGGAAAGAAAGGCUGAUAUGAAGGAAGACAAUGGCAGAAAAAAUGAUCAAACUGAAACCCAACAUGCUGAACCAGAGGAGGACAUAUCAGCAAGAGAACCAGAGCGUGAAGUGAAAGAAAUGAAGGAAGAAAGCGCCUCCAUUGUUCAGCAUGAUAACAACAUGGCCUUUUUACUGAUGGACACAAAAUUAGAUGACAACAGAGAGCAUGCUGUUUCAGAUCAAGAGCAUGCACAGCUUCCUGGUGAAGGUGAAGACAACGAUGAAGAGGAGGAAGAUUCUCAAAAUGUCUCAGUGUCAUGGAGGACCGAGCUGGAAAGUGAUAGCUAUGCACAAGAUAAUACACUUGCUGACACUCGACCUCUGAUUCGAUACAAGAGUGAUGAAACUGACGCCAACACUCAGGCAUCACACAUGGAUGAGAGUGAGUCCAGCGAUGGUGAAGACGACAAGAAGGUUGGAGGUACAGGAACUGGAACCUGGAGUGAAAACAAGUCAAAGAGAUCUGGAACCAUGGAGGAUCUGUGUGAAGAGGCUGAAGGGGAAGCAUUGGAUGAGGAAUAUGAUCUAGGAUAUACUCAUAUUGAGGACAGGGAUGUUGGCCAUGAUGUGGCUAGGAGUGAGCAUGCUACGUUGGAGAAUGACGAGAAAAGUGAAGUUGAAAUGAUUGAGAAGGUCACCGAAGGGAAUUCUGAGGAAGAAACAGAACUUACAAAACCAGUGGAACCCACGGUACUCUUGGAUGUAGAUGACAAUGAUGAGUUGGAGAGGGUGGACAGGCUUGUGGAACUAGAAUUAGAAAGCUUAUCCACAUUUACCUACAGUGCACACUUUGCACAGCAACAGGCUGAUGAGAGAGAGGCGGUGCUAAAUCAGCAGGCCAUGUCUGCUGAGGAACUGCCAGAGCAAGAAGAAGCAGGCACAACAAGAAUAAGAGAGGGCACAUUGUCCUGUGCAGAGCCUGAGGUGGCAGUGCACCACAAACUUACAUCUUCCUAUACAGAUUCUGAUCAGCCACAUGAGCACCCAUAUGUCAGUGAUACUUCAGUAGCCAUGCCUCAUGCAGAGGAUUUAGCUGAAGAAGAGGUCCAGCAAAAAGAACAAGAAACUGUAGAUGCUGCAGAGAAGAAGGAGGGAGAAGAUGAACACAAUCUGUCAAUGGUGACUCAUGUUGACAUGACAGAUGAUCAUUCAGUCUGUAGUGACCUGAACAGCAGGCCUGAGAGUCAGAUCACCAUGAAUAAUUCAGACAUAGAAGAAUCCAACAUCUCCGAGGACGAGUCACCAAAUGCUAGUCUGUGCUCCGCAGUGCAUUUAGCAGCAGAUAUGGAAAACUUGUUGGAUGUGGCUGAGCGAGACAAGGUUAAAGAGGCUGUGGAAGAAUCCAGUGCUGCACUACAACAUACCGUGGAGGAAGUGACAGAGUGUCAGGCAUUUCCUGAAAUGCCAGAAACAACUGAAUGGGAAGUUCUAGACAACCCAAAUGAAGACCUGGAAAGCAGAGGUCAGAAUGAAGAUGGCCAAACAUGGGAUAACACACCUCAGUCAACUCAAAGUUUUCAUGAUGAAGGCAGCACUCAUCAAGGUGCUGUAACAAAGAGGGAGGAGUCUCCUGAGAUUUCCCCUGACAGCAUCCCGGCCGAGGAAGACAUAUUUCUGGUGAAGGAUUCAACAGAACCUUUGAACACCAAUGGCAAAGACAAGGGCCUCCAUGGCUUCUUCACAUCUGGUGUAAGCAGUGACCUCUGGGCCUCCUCCUUGGACACAGGUGCCACUUACCUACCAGACGAUUCCUACAAUGAGGCAGCUGAGAAAUCCAAUCAGAAUCUAGGCUUUGGUGACAGCCUCGUCUGGGGGAAUCUGGAAAACUCAAAUGCAGCAAAUGGUAACUCCAGGAUGGCUACUGACUCCUUAGUCGGUAAGGAAGAGGAGGAACAGAGGCCUUCAGAGGUGAAGCAGUUUUUACAUCAAAAGAUCAAUGAUGGGGACUCAGUCCAUUCUGAGGACUCUGAAAAUGAGAGAGAAUCCUGGUCAUCUGGAGAGGAAUAGAUAUACAGAAUAGUGAGAAAUGAAUGUUUAGAAUUAAAGAGAAAAAACAGACAUCGUCAGUAUUAGUGAAAGGAAAAUGAAUAAUGCAUUUGUUCUAAAAACCAAAGUUGUGCCUUGGUGUGCACCCCAGUGCCGCUACACACCAGUAUGCCAAUUCUAUCUAAAGACACUGAGCACUUGCCCUGUUCCCUUACACUGGCAUAUUUGACUAACCCGGUCUUUUUCUUGUGUUCUAAUUAUUCUAAGUGUUCAAUCUUGGUGUGCACAUUACAGAGGAAAGUUUGAAAUUGCUGCAUGUGGGGAAUAGCAUGAUGACAGAACAAAGGGUGACAUUUGAAAGUCAAAGCAUUCAUUGAUCGUUGGCUAAUCUGAUUGUACUGAUUGUUGGAAAUCAAUGAAACCUAGUAUUCCCUGUAGGAGCUGCUAUUUCACAGUGCAUAAAAAAGACAGGUAGUUGUUCUAGUAGCUCAGUUAGCCCAUAUCACUGGACGACAGUUGACUCACUGUGCAUGUUGUACGUGUGUGUGUAGAAAUAACAGUUUUAAAGGGUGUUAUUUAUGUUAAAUAAAGAUAACAUGUAGUCAGUGUGAUUUGCAAACCAUGUUAUGUUUAUAUUUGUUUUGUAGGAACUGAUUUUACUUUUUUGCCCAAUGCCUUUUCAUCAAGUUUAAUUCUGCCUUGGUACCAUUUUGGUUCAGAAUAAACUGUAGAUGCAGCAUA